This is a messenger RNA of Staurois parvus, 256 nucleotides long. The record is from the annotation of a GenBank genome assembly. NCBI's taxonomy places the organism in Eukaryota, Metazoa, Chordata, Amphibia, Anura, Ranidae.
AUGGGGCACCAUCAUUGGUGUCAGUGGGAGGAAUAGUGUCCCAUCAUUGGUGUCAGUGGGAGGAAUAGUGCCCCAUCAUUGGUGUCAGUGGAUGAAAAUAGUGCCCCAUCAUUGGUGUCAGUGGGAGGAAUAGUGCCCCAUCAUUGGAAUACCCAUGGGAGAGGGAGGGAGCGAGCGAGCCCAGGCUGGAGCAGGGGUCAGCAAGGUAAGUAUCAUUGGUGUCAGUGGGAGGAAUAGUGUCCCAUCAUUGGUGUCA